Molecule: messenger RNA, 469 nt
Organism: Aphanomyces astaci
Lineage: Eukaryota; Oomycota; Saprolegniomycetes; Saprolegniales; Verrucalvaceae
Exons: 2
Coding region: 30-359 (109 amino acids)
Source: RefSeq, a predicted model, not a curated record
AUUUUGAGGCAUAGGCGGCAUCGGUCGACAUGGCGUACUACGAGCCAAACCAGCAACAACAGCAGCGCGACCCGUACUCGCAGGUCGACCAAGAUGGGGACCUGGACGAGAUCUAUGCCGGCGCAAAACGCAUAAACCAGAACGCUCGGGCCAUCAACGGGGAAGUGGUGAGUCAGAACCAUCUUCUCGACCACCUUGGCGACGACAUCGAGGGAGGGACGUCGGCACUGCGAGCUCAGACGGCCAAGGCGGAGUUGGUCAACAAACGAAAGAAGAAGCUCUGCAAGUUGUACGUGGCCAUUGCCGCGUUGACCGUCAUCUUGGUCUUGGUUUCAGCUUUCGUCCCGAACUUUGGAUGAUAACAAAAGCAAUCGUAUAUAUUUACAUCGUCAAUACACUGUAAGUUUGUGUGCUGGAAUGGUUGUUCCCUGCCACGAAUUUGGCUACCCCUUCAGUCAACUGCCCCAUG